This is a messenger RNA of Chelmon rostratus (copperband butterflyfish), 1229 nucleotides long. It is a transcript of the gene btf3, whose product is annotated as basic transcription factor 3. NCBI's taxonomy places the organism in Eukaryota, Metazoa, Chordata, Actinopteri, Chaetodontiformes, Chaetodontidae. The record is from RefSeq and is a predicted model, not a curated record. The coding region runs from base 116 to 604 and encodes 162 amino acids. The transcript is spliced from 6 exons. Gene Ontology annotation, cellular component: nascent polypeptide-associated complex; cytosol.
UCCUCUCUCGCUUCCAUUUUGCUCCCCGCAUGUGUCUGCUGUUAGUUUACAGGUCAGUGAGGAGCUUUAAAUACCUUCUUCCCUGCACUGUCCCCCCCCGAUCCGACGACAAGAGAUGAAAGAAGCAAUUAUGAAUCAAGAGAAACUUGCUAAACUACAGGCACAGGUCCGCAUCGGCGGAAAGGGUAGUGCUCGCAGAAAGAAGAAGGUUGUACACAGAACAGCUACCGCGGAUGACAAGAAGCUCCAGUUCUCCUUAAAGAAACUUGGUGUCAACAAUAUCUCUGGUAUUGAAGAGGUCAACAUGUUUACAAAUCAGGGAACAGUCAUCCACUUCAACAAUCCCAAAGUGCAGGCCUCCCUCGCGGCCAACACCUUCACCAUCACCGGCCACGCCGAGACCAAACAGCUGACCGAGAUGCUGCCGGGUAUCCUGAACCAGCUGGGAGCCGACAGCCUGACGAGCCUCAGGAGACUUGCCGAGGCCCUGCCCAAACAGGCUGCGGAUGGAAAAGCGCCAAUUGCAACAGUAGAAGAAGAAGAUGAUGAUGUUCCAGAUCUGGUGGAGAAUUUUGACGAGGCGUCCAAGGAUGAAGCCAACUAGAGUAAAUGGGACUCCCUGGAGUGUCAGAACUUGACAGGACCAUGUGGGCCACAAGAUGCUGUUCUGUCUUUCGAGAGGUUGGAAGUUAAUAGUUAAAGUACCUGAGAGGACGGACGAUCAACUUUUGGCUUUGAGUAUUCUGUGAUAUGUGCAACAUCUGAACAAAGUACUUGCAUCCUCUUAAGUGAAUUAUUUUUGAGUAAUUUUCUAGAAUAGUACUCUGAAGUAUUAAAAACUGGAGGUAGCAGUAUUUUUAGAGGAAUGUAUUGUAGUACUCAUUCCACCUCUUCUUUUCCACCAGCCUCUCCAAGUGCUUGUUGUGCUCUGUGGUCUGUAUGUGCAGUUAGAGUGAGAGAUUGUUUCUAAAAUGUUGUGUUCAAGGCUCCUGCUGUACAUCUGUUUCCUCCAUGUUACUGAACCUUAAUUCUUUGUGGCCUCGUUCAAACCACCAUAUCUGGAAUAAACCUUUGUCACUGUCAAUAAACAGCCAAAAUUUCUGAUUUUCUUCUUCCCUCACGUACUAUUUCCGCAGGUGAAAUAUUUUGGUAUGCCUUCUUUAAAUUUGUUAGGAUGCGCAAGUGUACAGGCUAAACUUUCACGAGACCAUUUACAUUAUUGUACAACU